CAAUGUCGAAGUUUUGAUAUCAAAAUCAAAUGUUUUUUAAAAGAAAUUUGUUCGGAAGUUCGUUACUUUGUGUGUAGUCAUUAUGACAUUUCGCUUAUGUUAUGAUAUAAAUAUUUUAAUGUUGGUAUUAGCAAUAAUCACUAGUGUACAAAGCCAGAGUAAUACCAACGAACAGAAGAUAUAUCGUAAACGCAUGGUACCGGCUUGGUUCAAUGACUUGCAAAUGUCUGCCCUGAAUGGUAUGGGAGGUUGCAAGAAACAAGAAUGUAAAGGUACGGAGCAACUCAGUUUAGGUAAUCCGAAACAGAAGGCAACCAAUAUAGCACAGAAGGCUGCUCAAGAAGCGACAGCUGCAUCCGAAGCUCAAAAUGCAGCUGGCGCCGCUGCCGCUCGUCAAGUGAAAAUGCAAUUAGCCGAGAAAGCAAUGCAAGCAGCCAAGGCAGCCGAGGCUGCUUUAGCGGGUAAACAGCAAAUCGUCGAACAAUUGGAACAAGAAGUACGCGAGGCAGAAGCUGUAGUACAAGAGGAGGCUUCGUCUCUCGACAGUGCCCAUUCCAAUGUUCAAGCGGCUAUACGCGCUUCCCAGCAGGCUCAAAAGCAGCUUAAAACCUUAACGGAGGCAGUUCAAACAGCUCAAGCUAAUGUUGGUAAUUCCGAGCAAGCAGCCACCGGUGCCCAAGCCGAAUUAGCUGAGAAAGCACAGCUAAUGGAAGCCGCAAAAACGCGGGUCGAUCAAUUAUUACGCCAGCUGAGUGGAGCCCGCCAAGAUUAUUCAAACACUAAGCAGUCUGCCUACAGGGCAGCUUGUGCUGCCCACGAAGCUAAAGUAAAUGCUCAAAGAUCACGUCGUCAUGCGAUUAAACGCUUUCUAACAUCCGGCCAGUUAAAACAUAUACAAAAUUUGAAACAACAACGUCGUCGUUUAAUACGGCAGAGAGUGUAGACACAUUUGUUUGCAAUAUAUUUUU
This is a messenger RNA of Glossina fuscipes, 968 nucleotides long. RefSeq lists its product as uncharacterized. The transcript has 2 exons. Lineage: Eukaryota; Metazoa; Arthropoda; Insecta; Diptera; Glossinidae. The record is from RefSeq and is a predicted model, not a curated record. Bases 83 to 943 code for a protein of 286 amino acids.